This is a messenger RNA of Alternaria ventricosa, 1068 nucleotides long. RefSeq lists its product as uncharacterized. Bases 1 to 1068 code for a protein of 355 amino acids. The transcript has a single exon. The record is from RefSeq and is a predicted model, not a curated record. NCBI's taxonomy places the organism in Eukaryota, Fungi, Ascomycota, Dothideomycetes, Pleosporales, Pleosporaceae.
AUGUUCCCUAGAAGACUGACUUCCCUACUGUCUUUGGCCCUCUUAGGUCUCGGCACAUCAUCCUCACCUCUCCCUGGUCCCGCCCUUCCUCUCCCAGCCAGAACAGUAGCUCAGCUUUCAACAGUCCCAACCUGGCUGGAGAACCUCGCCGUCCGGCCAAAUGGCGAUUUACUCGUCACCCAACUGGCUCCAGUCCCCAUACUUUACACCAUCAAGAACCCGUCACUAGGAAACGCAACCCUAGAACCCAUCUACGAGUUCCAUGCCGCCAACGUUACUGAUCUCCUUGGAAUCACAGAAACAGCCCCAGAUACAUAUGCCAUCAUCGCCGGAAAUGCAACAACCAACUCAACUGGCUACGCCGGUACCUGGUCCGUAUGGCAAGCCGCCUUCGCCUCUCCCGACGUCUCCACACCUACAGUCCACAAAAUCGCCAACGUACCGCGGGCAAAGUUACUCAACGGCGCCGCGACCCUGCCCUCUGACCCUUCCAUUGUCAUAAUGGCAGAUUCUCAAUAUGGCCUCCUCUUCCGCUUCGAUACCAAAACUGGGACCAGCGAGAUCAUCGCCGAUGGACCAGAACUCAAGCCUUACCCAGAAAUGCACAAUGGUACCGUGGGGUUUGGUGCCAAUGGUCUCAAGAUCCGCGAUGGGUGGGUGUACUUCAGUAACUCGGACCUCAUCGCCAUAUACCGCGUUCCCAUCACUUCAAGAGGGUACAUAUCGCAUAGUCCCAAGGCAGUCGUGGAACUAUACGCCAAUCUGACUGCGGUGGCCAACUUUGUAGAUGACUUCACGUUUGGUCUAGAUGGCACGUUGUGGGCUGUGAGUAACUAUGAGAACACAGUCAUUGCUGUGAGUCCAGGUGGGAAGAAGAUGGAGGUAGUGGCGGGUGCAAAAGGGUCAGUGACGUUCGCAGGGGAUACCGCGGCAGCGUUUGGGAGAACAGACAGGGAUCGGGAUGUGCUAUACGUGAGCACUGCUGGAGGUUUGGCCAUGCCUGUCACUGGGAGUGUUGUGGCGCCGGGGAGCAUCGUCGCGGUUGAUACCAAGGGGUACGCGUGUUAG